CGCGGCGCCCCAGAGCAGGACAACCAGCGCUAUUGCCGCGACCGCCCGUUGAAACCAUUCCAGUCGCUGCCAUUCACUCUAAUCCCUCCGUCGACGAAUCCUUUGCGCAAUGGGCGGUGGAACAGCAGAUACGCUGGACAUUGACUCGGAGACCGAGAAGCCCCCCAAAGGUUGCGACUCCCCUGUAACAUCGGACCACGAUGAGUGCAACUCAUGCGAAGACGGUGUCCCGUGCAACAACCACAGCGACGCGUCCGGAAAGCCUCGUCAUGAGUUUGUGUGUCCUGUGGACGGAUGCCACCGCGUGUUUUGUUCGUCGAGCAACCUCGGCCGCCAUGUCAAGGCGCAUUCGGGGUUGAAGCCGUAUGCGUGCGAAAAGUGUUCGAAGCGCUUUGGGCGCGCAUUUACCCUCGCUCGCCAUCAGAUCACGCACACGGGGGCGAAACCAUACCAUUGCGAAAUCUGCAACAAGGGGUUCAAUACGUCGGGCAAUCUCUGUCGUCAUCGCCACAUCCAUGAAAAGGAAAAGGCGACGGAUGUGUCGUCGGGAGGUGCCGACAAGAAGCGCAAAAUGCCGCUGAAAGAUGAAGAAGGUCAUGUGGCGAAGAAACUGGAAGCUUCUCCCGUGUCGUCGCCCACGAACAACAACGCAACCACAAGCAUGUUCUCUUCCGUGCCCCCGACCUCGAUCAAACUCGAGCCGUCGACGUCGGACGAAUCGGCAAUGGUCGACGAUCUCGUCAACAAGCUCUACCUCGUUGUCGGUGAGGACGCCGAUCCCAAUUGCCUGGAUCCGAUCCAAGUGUCUGGCGAGCACGAUACCGACACGGAAAGUUUGAUUUCGGAUGUGUUUUCCGACUUCGAUCUGGACAUCGAUCCGACAGCGUCGGCAAACGUUGCGGCGGCUGUCCCGUCCCCAACCACCCUCAACCCUGCUCAAGUUGUGUACUCCACUUGCAUGCAGAUGGAGAACGCAUUGAAGCAAGGCAGCGUGACCGAUCUCCCCCUCCUCGCGCAACAAGCGACUCAGGCCGCCGAGCUCGAGAUGCAAGACGUGUGCCAGAAGUACGAAGACGCUGGUCGCCGUUUUGGCGCCAUGUGCCAAGUCGCGGCCCCGACCGUGACGUCUGCAAUGUGCCGCCGCCUUGUCUUUCUCGAGUCGGAAAAGAACUGCGCGUCGCGUUUGGUCGAACGCUCCCGCCGCCUUGUCGAGCAGACUUGCCACCUUUGCGGCGUCGACGACGUUGAAACCGCGCGCUCCAUCAUGCUCGAAGUUGUGUGCGCUUCGCAGGAUGCUGCAGGAUGCAUGAUCAACGCGUCGGAAGCCAACCUGUCGGAACUCAUGCUGCAUCAAGCUGCUGCCCAGGAAGCGUCGUUCAUGAUGGUGGGGCGUGCCAUGGCGUUGUAGACGGCGCGUGGAGAUCAUCGAUGGUGCUUGUGGCUGUCGUAGUGCUAGUUUUUUAGAUGUAGACAAAGAGAAAUGCAAACAAGCACAUAUUUAUCAUC
Molecule: messenger RNA, 1506 nt
Organism: Aphanomyces invadans
Lineage: Eukaryota; Oomycota; Saprolegniomycetes; Saprolegniales; Verrucalvaceae
Exons: 1
Coding region: 110-1408 (432 amino acids)
Biological process (GO): regulation of transcription by RNA polymerase II
Cellular component (GO): nucleus
Molecular function (GO): RNA polymerase II cis-regulatory region sequence-specific DNA binding; DNA-binding transcription factor activity, RNA polymerase II-specific
Source: RefSeq, a predicted model, not a curated record